Molecule: messenger RNA, 5936 nt
Organism: Miniopterus natalensis
Lineage: Eukaryota; Metazoa; Chordata; Mammalia; Chiroptera; Miniopteridae
Gene: CAND1
Product: cullin associated and neddylation dissociated 1
Biological process (GO): SCF complex assembly
Source: RefSeq, a predicted model, not a curated record
CCUGACCUCAGCUCUCCGUAGCGUCCCGCGUCUGCCGCCCCCGCCCCGGGAGCGAAGGAGGCGGGUUUUGGCCUCUUGCCCUAGGGAGAGAGUGCGGAGGGAGUGGGAGCGAGCCGAGCCGGAGUGGAAGUGUCUGGCUCCCCAGAGGUCCUGCUGUACUCCUCGCUUCCCAUGAGCUCGGUCUCCAGCGAGCAGCGCCGACGUUAGGCGGGCCUCGCAGCCUCUGCUGUCCCCGGGACAGGCCCACGCCUCGCCGGGGAGGGGGCAUCCCGUCUAGGCGCCUCCUUAGUCAGCUUCGGCGUCGCGCUGCGACCCUGGAAGCGAGACCGCCGCGAGCAAGAGGAGGAGCAGCAGCGGCGGCAGCGGGCAGCAGCAUCUGCAGCGCCAGCGGGCGGGAUCGAGGCCGUCAACAUGGCGAGCGCCUCGUACCACAUUUCCAAUCUGCUGGAAAAAAUGACAUCCAGUGACAAGGACUUCAGGUUUAUGGCUACAAAUGAUUUGAUGACAGAACUGCAGAAAGAUUCUAUCAAGUUGGAUGACGAUAGUGAAAGGAAAGUAGUGAAAAUGAUUUUGAAGUUACUGGAAGAUAAAAAUGGAGAGGUACAGAAUUUAGCUGUCAAAUGCCUUGGGCCUUUAGUGAGUAAAGUGAAGGAAUACCAAGUAGAGACAAUUGUAGAUACCCUCUGCACUAACAUGCUUUCUGAUAAAGAACAACUUCGAGAUAUUUCAAGUAUUGGCCUUAAAACAGUAAUUGGAGAACUUCCUCCAGCUUCCAGUGGCUCUGCAUUAGCUGCUAAUGUAUGUAAAAAGAUUACUGGACGUCUUACCAGUGCAAUAGCAAAGCAGGAAGAUGUCUCUGUUCAGCUAGAAGCAUUGGAUAUUAUGGCUGAUAUGUUGAGCAGGCAAGGAGGACUUCUUGUUAAUUUCCAUCCUUCAAUUCUGACCUGUCUACUCCCCCAGUUGACCAGCCCUAGACUUGCAGUGAGGAAAAGAACCAUUAUUGCUCUUGGCCAUCUGGUUAUGAGCUGUGGAAAUAUAGUUUUUGUAGAUCUUAUUGAACAUCUUUUGUCAGAGUUGUCCAAAAAUGAUUCCAUGUCAACAACAAGAACCUACAUACAAUGUAUUGCUGCUAUUAGUAGGCAAGCUGGCCAUAGAAUAGGUGAAUACCUUGAGAAGAUAAUUCCUUUGGUGGUAAAAUUUUGUAAUGUAGAUGAUGAUGAGUUAAGAGAGUACUGCAUUCAAGCCUUUGAAUCAUUUGUGAGACGAUGUCCUAAGGAAGUAUAUCCUCAUGUUUCUACCAUUAUAAAUAUUUGUCUUAAAUAUCUUACCUAUGAUCCGAAUUAUAAUUAUGAUGACGAAGAUGAAGAUGAAAAUGCCAUGGAUGCAGAUGGUGGUGAUGAUGAUGACCAAGGGAGUGAUGAUGAAUACAGUGAUGAUGAUGACAUGAGCUGGAAAGUGAGACGUGCAGCUGCUAAGUGCUUGGAUGCUGUAGUUAGCACAAGGCAUGAAAUGCUUGCAGAAUUCUACAAGACCGUCUCUCCUGCACUGAUAUCCAGAUUUAAAGAGCGUGAAGAAAAUGUAAAGGCAGAUGUUUUUCACGCAUACCUUUCUCUUUUGAAGCAAACUCGUCCUGUACAAAGUUGGCUGUGUGACCCUGAUGCAAUGGAACAGGGAGAAACACCUUUAACAAUGCUUCAGAGUCAGGUUCCCAACAUUGUUAAAGCUCUGCACAAACAGAUGAAAGAAAAAAGUGUAAAGACCCGACAGUGCUGUUUUAACAUGUUAACUGAACUGGUAAAUGUGUUACCUGGGGCCCUAACACAGCAUAUUCCUGUUCUUGUACCAGGAAUCAUUUUCUCAUUGAAUGACAAAUCAAGCUCAUCAAAUUUGAAGAUCGAUGCUUUGUCGUGUCUAUAUGUAAUCCUCUGUAAUCACUCUCCUCAAGUCUUCCAUCCUCAUGUUCAGGCUUUGGUCCCUCCAGUGGUGGCUUGUGUUGGAGACCCAUUUUACAAGAUUACAUCUGAAGCACUUCUUGUUACGCAACAACUUGUCAAAGUAAUUCGUCCCUUAGAUCAGCCUUCCUCGUUUGAUGCAACUCCUUACAUCAAAGAUCUAUUUACCUGUACCAUUAAGAGGUUAAAAGCAGCUGAUAUUGAUCAAGAAGUCAAGGAAAGGGCUAUUUCCUGUAUGGGACAAAUUAUUUGCAACCUUGGAGACAAUUUGGGUUCUGACUUGCCUAAUACACUUCAGAUUUUCUUGGAGAGACUAAAGAAUGAAAUUACCCGGUUAACUACAGUGAAGGCGUUGACACUGAUUGCUGGGUCACCUUUGAAGAUAGAUUUGAGGCCUGUCCUGGGAGAAGGAGUUCCUAUCCUUGCUUCAUUUCUCAGGAAAAACCAGAGAGCUUUGAAACUGGGCACUCUUUCUGCCCUAGAUAUUCUAAUUAAAAACUAUAGCGACAGCUUGACAGCUGCCAUGAUUGAUGCAGUUCUAGAUGAGCUCCCACCUCUUAUCAGUGAAAGCGAUAUGCAUGUUUCACAGAUGGCUAUCAGUUUUCUUACCACACUGGCAAAAGUGUAUCCCUCCUCCCUUUCAAAGAUAAGUGGAUCCAUUCUCAAUGAACUUAUUGGACUUGUGAGAUCACCCUUAUUGCAGGGGGGUGCUCUCAGUGCCAUGCUAGACUUUUUCCAGGCCCUGGUCGUCACUGGAACAAAUAAUCUAGGAUACAUGGAUUUGUUGCGCAUGUUGACCGGUCCAGUUUAUUCUCAGAGCACAGCUCUUACUCACAAGCAGUCCUAUUAUUCCAUUGCCAAAUGUGUAGCUGCCCUUACUCGAGCAUGUCCUAAAGAAGGACCAGCUGUGGUAGGUCAGUUUAUUCAAGAUGUCAAGAACUCAAGAUCUACAGAUUCUAUUCGUCUUUUAGCUCUACUUUCUCUUGGAGAAGUCGGGCAUCACAUUGACUUAAGCGGGCAACUGGAACUGAAAUCAGUAAUAUUAGAAGCCUUCUCGUCUCCCAGUGAAGAAGUCAAGUCAGCUGCGUCUUACGCAUUAGGCAGCAUUAGCGUGGGCAACCUUCCUGAAUAUCUACCAUUUGUCUUACAAGAAAUAACCAGUCAGCCCAAAAGGCAGUAUCUACUGCUUCAUUCCUUGAAGGAAAUUAUUAGCUCUGCAUCAGUGGUGGGCCUUAAACCAUAUGUUGAAAACAUCUGGGCCUUAUUGCUAAAGCACUGUGAGUGUGCAGAAGAAGGAACCAGAAAUGUUGUUGCUGAAUGUCUAGGCAAACUCACUCUAAUUGAUCCAGAAACUCUCCUUCCACGGCUUAAGGGGUACUUGAUAUCAGGCUCAUCAUAUGCUCGAAGCUCAGUGGUUACAGCUGUGAAGUUUACUAUUUCUGAUCAUCCACAACCUAUUGAUCCACUAUUAAAGAACUGCAUAGGUGAUUUCCUAAAAACGUUGGAAGACCCAGAUUUGAAUGUAAGAAGAGUAGCCUUGGUCACAUUCAAUUCAGCGGCACAUAAUAAGCCAUCUUUAAUAAGGGAUCUUCUAGAUACUGUUCUUCCACAUCUUUACAAUGAAACAAAAGUUAGAAAGGAGCUUAUAAGAGAGGUAGAAAUGGGUCCAUUUAAACAUACAGUUGAUGACGGCCUGGAUAUUAGAAAGGCAGCUUUUGAGUGUAUGUACACACUUCUAGACAGUUGUCUUGAUAGGCUAGAUAUCUUUGAAUUUCUAAAUCAUGUUGAAGAUGGUUUGAAGGACCAUUAUGAUAUUAAGAUGUUAACAUUUUUAAUGUUGGUGAGACUGUCCACCCUUUGUCCAAGUGCAGUACUGCAGAGGUUGGACCGGCUUGUUGAGCCAUUACGUGCCACAUGUACAACUAAGGUAAAGGCAAACUCAGUAAAGCAGGAGUUUGAAAAGCAAGACGAACUAAAGCGAUCUGCUAUGAGAGCAGUAGCAGCACUGCUAACCAUUCCAGAAGCAGAGAAGAGUCCACUGAUGAGUGAAUUCCAGUCGCAGAUCAGCUCUAACCCUGAGCUGGCAGCCAUCUUUGAAAGUAUCCAAAAAGAUUCAUCAUCCACUAACUUGGAAUCAAUGGACACUAGUUAGAUGUUUGUUCAACAUGGGGACCAUGACAUUGACCUUAUGAUGCACUGAAUCGACAGGUUAAUCAUAAGACAUGGAAAGAGAAGUGUCUAAAAGCUUCAAAAUGUUCCACUUUUUUUUCCUUCAUGGAGACAGUUUGGCUUACUUCCAUUUUUGUUUUUGUAACAUUUAUUUCAGAAAUACGUAUUUCCAUAACCCAGAGGUUGUAAAACCACUAAUGUUUUUAGUGGUUAGGGCAACAUUUAAAAUGGAAACCAAAAGUUAGGAUUUAUGGAAUAUGGAGGUAGGGUCCGGGAUCUACUUGCCCUGUAAUGUUUAGGAUUAAAAUGUUCAAAUUUUGUGACCAUGAAUUUCUUUCUUUUAUAAAAUUUCUCAUAUUUAAAAAUCAAAAAUUCUGCAAGACAAAAACCAUGUUUCUUUUUCUUGUAUAACUUUUUGUUUCAGCAACGUAAAUUGAUUUUUAGCUGGCAGAUAAGAAUAUCUGUGUAAGAUUUGUUACAUUUCAGAGGGUUUGGCAAUUUAAAAAAGAUAAUAAGGUAUCAUUUUUUUAAAGUAUAGGGAUUAAAAAUAUCCCUGUUGCGCACACUAAUUUUGCAUGAACAAGUUUACAAAUAUGUAUUGUCUGUAAAGCCGCAUGUGCAGAUUAUUCAUAAUACAAAAGUUACAAUAAGUAUUGUAUUAGUGCAAUUUGCAGAUAUUUAUUUUUGCACAGAAAACAUAUCUGGAGAGAGAAUGAGGAGUAAAUUUUUGAAACUUUGGUUUUCUUAGUGCCAGUGUGAAUUUGCAAUGUUUCCAGCAAAUCAAGUCACAGUAACAAUAUGCCACUUUUUUCUAUUAUAAAUUUUCUUACACAUUUAAAAUUUGAAUACUUAAGUACACAGUUUUUCUCAGUUACCCAUUUGUGUGUGUGUUGCCACGUAGAAAUUAAAUUCUUAAGGCCAGUUUUUUCUUUCAUUCCCUUUGGAUCUCUCCAUCCCUUUGUUGAAGGAUACAAAUACUGUGUAUGCUUUUAAAUUUUAGUUUUAGGAAAAUUCUGAAACCGGCUCUCACAGGUUUGUUAGCUGAUAAUAGCAUUUUCUUUUAGUUGAGUUAGAUUUCCCCUUCUCUUGUAGAGCUAGUUUACAUACUGUAUUUGGUAAACGCUGACCACUUUUCCUGAUUAAGGGGUCUCUGCUGGGGGAAACAAAGCUUUGCAGUACCUUACAUCAUAGUUGAAAUUUUAUUUAACAUAUCUUUCAGUGAACUCAUUUCACACUGUAGCCUCUUCCUUCAAAUUUGUGGUGCUCCUGUAACAGUAAGAACUAACUUCUGAAAUAAAGACAUCUCCUAAUGCUGUGCAAACAUAGUUUACAUGUGAAGGAGGCAGUUGUUAAAUUUAGUGACCAGUUUUAAGCAAUCAGAUAUUUGAAAACUGCACCCUUUAUUUUUGAAACUGUGAAUUAGAAAUAUUUUUCCUGCUGUAUUACUUACCUGCUUUAACAUCCAAGUAUGCAGUGAUUUGAAUUGGUGACACUGUGGUUAUUAGAUUAGCAGCUUAAUUUCAAAUAUUCAGAUGAUAAUGCAUAAAACAUCAUUACCAGUAAGGAUUUUGAGUAGUACAUUGAUAAUGGAACAUUACAUGAAGUUGGUGCCAUUUUCAGAAUGUGGCAGGUGGUAAUCUUAUACCAUAAUUUGCAUAAAACUGUAAUAGAAAUUUAUUUUGAGAUGUUAGUAUAUUAUGUACUAUACAUGACCGUGAUAGAGAUGUUGUGGAUAUAUUUAAGUACUUGGUUACAUGGUUUCACAAUAAAUUACAAUACUGCAGGCUCUAGGACCAAAUAGGAGACUGACAUGCA